AUGCUGACCACUGUUGCGCGAGGUUCAGGUGACCUGGUAUCCGUACGCAUCAUGGGUCAACACAUGAUCAUCCUCGGCUCGCUGAAAAGAGCUCAAGAUUUACUGGAAACUAGGUCUACGAUAUACUCGAGUCGUCCGGCUGCUCCCAUGGUGAAUGACCUAAUUGGCUGGAACUGGAAUACAUCCCUUAUGCCGUACGGAGAUAAAUGGAGAAAGCAUAGACGGUCGUUCCACCAGUUCUUCAAUUCAGCGGUGUGCCCGAAAUAUCGGGACGUUCAAGUACGGGAGUCGCAUGAGAUGCUAGGCCGCCUUCUUCAAGACCCUUCCAAAUUCUUGGAGCACACGCACUAUGAACCAAUGGUGGAAGCGGUCACACCCGGUGCUUUCCUCGUCGAUCUAUUACCCAUUUUGAAGUAUAUUCCUACCUGGUUCCCAUUCGCAAGCUUUAAACGUAAGGCAGUGAUAUGGAAGCAGUGGGGAUUGGACAUGCGAGAUAUACCGUAUGAGGAGACUAAGGAGAGAUUUGUUAAGGGUGAAGCAUUGCCGUCGGUGGCUUCGACGCUGAUUCACAAAGUCUUGCAAGACCCCGAUCAGAAGCAAGCAGAUGUCCUCGCCAGAAGCACUGCCGCAUUAGGAUAUUAUAUCAUAGCUGGAACAGAUACUAUCACGGCAUUCACCCGGAACUUCUUCCUAGCAAUGGCGAAUAAUCCUUAUGUUCAGCGCAAGGCGCAAGAAGAACUGGAUGCAGUCGUGGGAUAUGGUCGACUGCCUGAGUUCAAGGACCAAAUUAACCUGCCAUAUGUGUGUGCGAUCAUCAAGGAAGUUCACAGGUGGCGGCCUGUAAUACCAUACGGCUUUCCUCACAUGUCUGUCUCUGAUGACGAGUAUGAAGGGUAUUUCAUACCGUCGGGCUCUGUGAUAGUCCCCAACGUUUGGUCGAUUUUACACAACCCUGAAGUUUAUUAUGAACCCGAAAGGUUUGAACCAGACCGAUUCAUUAAGGAUGGCAAGUUGGACUUGACUGGCAAGGAUCCUGAAGAUGUGGCAUUCGGAUUUGGUCGCCGAGUCUGCCAGGGUAGAUGGUUUGCUAAUGACUGGCUGUUUCUCAUCGUAUCCCAUAUCCUUGCCUGUUUCGUCAUCGAGGCGCCUCGCGAUGCGGAGGGCAAACCCGUGCGCCUUGCCCCAGAAUACUCAUCCGGUCUCGUCUCGAUGGCUGAUAGCUUUGAAUGCAACGUUAGGCCCCGUUCGGAAGCGAUGCAGGAAUUGAUUUUGCAUUUGCAAGAAGAGGAUUAA
Molecule: messenger RNA, 1293 nt
Organism: Gloeophyllum trabeum ATCC 11539
Lineage: Eukaryota; Fungi; Basidiomycota; Agaricomycetes; Gloeophyllales; Gloeophyllaceae
Product: cytochrome P450
Exons: 11
Coding region: 1-1293 (430 amino acids)
Molecular function (GO): monooxygenase activity; oxidoreductase activity, acting on paired donors, with incorporation or reduction of molecular oxygen; heme binding
Source: RefSeq, a predicted model, not a curated record